GUGAGUGUUGAUAUUAGAAAAAAAGAAGUGGUCCAUCCAUCCAUCCACCGACUACUGCAGCAGCAUGCACAUCCAGCAAGGGACACGUCAGGCAGCCCUUCACCAAAAACACGCCUCACGCCUCUCUCUCUAGCUCGUCUGCUCCAUCUGCCACGUCAUCGAUCGUGCAAUCAAUCAAAAGUCGUCCAGACUCCACUUGGGCCAGGCGAAAGUGAACAGCGGCCUGUUGCGCGAAGACGGCAGCACAGUGCCAACCGGCGUGUCCAUGAUCUCCCUGCACACACCACACAGCCACACGAACACAUACACCGUUCGUUCUCUUCCCCUCUGCCCACCGUGUGUCUUGGCUCACCGCAUGUCUGCCAUCUGCAUAAUGCCGAGCUGUGAGACGAAGGCGAUGGCCAAGCGGUUCACAUACCGCCAUCGAAGGCGGAAUGGGUGGUUGUCGGGGAGGCCCAGCCCGGGCGGGACGUCGAAGUCAGCUGGCGACGCCUCCAUGCCCCUCUGCAGCUGGGCGUUCUCGAUCUGCCUCGUGGCCGAAAACAUGUGACGCAAAUCGGCCCUGCAGGAACACAUGCACAGGGGAAACACGAAUGUAUUAUGUGUGUGUGUGUGUGUGUGUGUUGGCCUUUUCCUCACCUGUCGUAGUUGUUGAUGAGUAGCCCCACCUCUGGCAGCAGGUUCUCACUCAGAAUGGCGCACUCGACCAGUCUGUCCAUCGAAUGCCCCUCACCAUACAGCUCGCGCGCACGGCCCCCACCCACACCCAGCCGCAUCAGCUCGUCCGCCAGCUCAACACCUGGCGACGGCAGCCGCCUGCGCAAAUCCAUCCAUCCAUCCCUUCUUCCAUGAAAGCAGCCACACGCAUCCACGCACACUUCCUAGUUCUCUCUCUCUUGCUGACCGGUACGUCCCCAGCAUACGGACGAUAUCAUUGGCAUUGGGGUGGUUCAUAUCAAACAAGUCAAGAUGCCGCCCAAACACGGGCAGCCGACGCAGACCACCCCUGCCCCUCCUGAUCAAGGAAGGGACACCGGGAGGGCCUCGGCGCAAGCCUGCAUUGAUGGCCUCCUCUUCCAUGCGAUAGAGCCGUGCUUUGGUCUCCAUGAGGCCUUGGAAGAACCGCACGAGCAGAAUGGACUCAUGCGGGCGGAGGCGGCCGCCAGCCGCAUCCUCAGGCUCGUCGAAGCCAUCGUCAGGGUCGUCCUCCCCUUCGUCCUCGCCUGCGUCGUUCGAUAUGUCCAUGUCGUCGCCUUCUCGACGCCUUGGAGGACUGCUGGGCUUGCUGGGCUCGCUGUCUUGAUCUGUGUCGUCAACCUCGAGACCGAGGGCACCGGCCGCCCAGAGGCGUCUCAUUCGGCGUGUCGAUGCCUCCAAGAAGACGGAAACGGGGCGCUCACGUGAGGACGGGGGGCGGGGCUGUCUUCUCUCGGGCUGCAGCAAUGGCCAGUACUUGUCGAUCUGCACCACAACAUCAGAUCACACACACGGCAGCGUGUGAAGAGAUGACCCAACAAGAAAACCAUCCCUUCCAGUUCAUGCCCUCUCACCCGUUUCUUUGGCGGGAGCCAUGGGGGAUGGUGAAACGCCUCUCCCGGCUGGUGCAGCUCCAGCGCACACAGGCACCGCAUCACGUACAAGGCCACGUCAGGGUGCACGCCGCUCGUGUUGGCGUCAAUGGCGCCAAUGUCCUCGCCACCGCCCUCAGAAUCCAUCGGCUGUCCACUCACUGCUGCAGCCGGGGCGGACGCGCUGGUGCUCGGAGCAGACGAUGAUGCCUCUCCAUUGACACCCUCCUCUGGUCGCCGGGAACCUGGCCGAGAGGCAGUGGGUGAUCUUUUCCUUGUCAGGGGCUUGCGGCGUGUUGAGGGCUGUGUGGGCGGCGAUGGGCUGCUGGGAGAGGCGUUCUGGGUGUCUGUAGGGGCGGGUGGCGGGGCAAAGGGGGAGCGGGGGAGGGGCUGCCUGACACCGAGGACGUAGGAGCUCUCCAUUGGAUGGGCCUCCUCCAGCUGCCAGAAAAGCCUGGCGAACGACAAGCACAUACGGAGCGCUGAUGGACGACUCGACCGGUGCACCCCAUGCCUACUUUGUGAGUUUCCUGUAUGCCUUGACGGUCCGCGUGGGAAGCGGCUGUCGACCGCUGUCUUCGUGAACGGGGUACGCGCCGAUCAUGCUCGUCAGGUCCAGAAACCUGCAUCGCGCAACACACCAACCGACCAACCAACCACAAUGCAAUUCAUCCCGUGCCGGCGCUCAUACAUGCACACACACACACACACUUACAUGUCGAUGUAUUCCCUCACGAUCUGCCCCCUGUCCCGCCCCUCUCCCUGCUCCACCACCUCCACAUCCAUCACAUCAGGAAAUGAGCCGGACGACCCAAUGGCCGCUGUUGCUGCAGAUGCGGAUGCGGAUGCCGCAGCUGCAGCCCCGCUGCUCGGAACCACUAUCGGGCAUUCCUCAGAGGGCUCAGGCGGCCGCCCGAAUACCUUCUUGCGAUAUCUGGAGAAGGGCAUCCACCUCGAGCCGUCUUUGUCCUCUUCGUCUGAUGAGGAUGGGGGAGAGGAGGGGGCCUCGGGUGCGAGGGACGGGAGGGGGCCGUCGUCCUCGAUGAGCUUGUGGAGACGCCCGAGGCCUUCCUCGAAGUAGCGAGCCGCCGCUCGACAAAGGAAGCGGUACCUGGACGAGAGAAGCAUAAGACAAGACGGCAUGGCUGGCUGCAUGAUGGAUGGUGUGCCUGCUGUAGGUGUUGACCCACUUGAGCUCCUCGAUGAAGGCUCUCCCGAAGACGUCGCGCCACGCCAGCGUCCCGGUACCCAGCCGGUUGGCACGCAGCCAGGUGAGCGGCAUGCGGUUGAGGUAGUUGCCCUGCCACACCCUCCCCGACCUCUUGCCCCCACGGGGAGAGGACGCAUCACCCUUCUCACUCGACGCGGUCGGUCCCCCGACCCCGUUCCCAUCUCCCGCACCUUCCUGCUCGCCAUCAAAGUGCUCUCUAAACUGCUGGUAUCUCAGUCGCAGCGCAUCACGGACACCGCUGGUGGCCUGGUCGAUGCCCUUGCUCUCGAUGUAUUGCUCCAGCUCGGCCUCCGCCUCCUCCUCGAGUGAGUGCCACUGCUUGGAGCUGAGCGACGCCGGGGGCCGGCUGCCGAUGUCCUGCGAAGACGCCUGCUGCUGCUGCUGUCGCUGCUGCUGGAUCAUGUCUUGCUCGUAUACGUGGCGGAGCGUGUGUCUGAGUGCUUUGUUGGGGAGCAGGGCGACUGGGAGGCCGACGACGGCCACGUGUCGCAGGCAGACGUACCACAGCUCGUCGCCGGGCUGGGUGGUCUGCUUGCCCUCCAGUGUGAGACGGACAUAGCCGCCCAAGACCACAGCCGGAGAGAGGGUGAUCUUCUGCAACGCUGAAGGAGAGAGAGGAAAAACGCGUGUGUCGUGUCAUCGCGUGGUUGUCGUUCGUCAUCGUUGGUCGUCCCUUGCCUGGUGUGUUAUCGAGUGUGAUGGGGUCGCUGGUGUAGUGGAAGCGAUCAGGGGCGGUGCCGACGGACACGCGGACACGUCGGGGGCCGUAUGUGGGACGGCCCUUUUGAAAGAGCGCCUGGUAGACAUAGAUGCGAAUGCGGGUCACUACACAGCACGCGUCGAUCAACCUGAGGGACAGACAACACACCACACCCACACAGCAACGACCAACCAUGAUGGAGGCGAUGCGCUGUCCCUUCAAUGUGUUUGUCGCCCACUCAUUCCUUUUCUUACUUGUAUGUGAUGUGGUCGUGGCUGUCGGCCGUCUUGCUGCCCACACUGCUCCAGAAGGACCGGUUCCUGCACAACACACAAGAAUGGCAUCACGUGUGCACAUCUCACUCGUAGCACACACAUGAUUAUCGUCGCGUGCGUGUGUCUUGUCGGUGCUGCUCAUCUUACGGCAGGACGGUCUCCCUAGGGGCCUGACUCUCAUGAUCAGUCGACGACGCUCCACACGCUGGAAUCAAGGCGACAUGCCAUCAUGUCCAUCCAUCCAUCCAUUCUGGUUUGGCUCGUCUUACCUUCAUGGACCAGAUUGAUCCCCUUGGCGGAAUAGCCAUGCCUGGCAAACGCCACCAUGCCCUUGCACACCUCACGCCAGCUGAUGCCAUCGCUGCUAUCACUACCACAACCACCAGAAGCAGCACUUGACGCUGCUGCUGCUGCGGGUGCCGGUGUCGCUGGCGGCAGGGCCAGUCGCUGACCCCGCAGGAAGUGCUUGAGGCCCGCCGAGUGCGGCCGAUACUGAUUGCUGUCGUUCUGGAGGUAGAAGCGAUAGACAACAGGCAAAUCGCGAAGCCGCUGGCGGCAUGCUCGGCAUGAACGGAUGAAAGCCGGCAAGUCGACAAGCGCCAGAAACGCAAAGAGGCGACACCACAGCCUGCAUGACACACACAACCAUGAAGAUGAGGCCACAAUGUCAUGUUUGUGUCACAUGCUCACUCGUCUGGGAAAUCAGUGAGCGGCUGUGCGCUAGUGGCCGCUGCUGACAUAGUGGCAGUCUCUUCGUCUUCCAUGCUGCCGUUCUUUCCG
Messenger RNA from Vitrella brassicaformis, 4554 nucleotides. Lineage: Eukaryota; Vitrellaceae. The record is from the annotation of a GenBank genome assembly.